Truncatella angustata is the source of this 1198-nucleotide messenger RNA. RefSeq names its product GTP-binding nuclear protein Ran. The coding region runs from base 340 to 876 and encodes 178 amino acids. Gene Ontology annotation, biological process: ribosomal subunit export from nucleus; protein import into nucleus. The transcript has 4 exons. Gene Ontology annotation, molecular function: GTP binding; GTPase activity. Gene Ontology annotation, cellular component: nucleus; cytoplasm. The record is from RefSeq and is a predicted model, not a curated record. Lineage: Eukaryota; Fungi; Ascomycota; Sordariomycetes; Amphisphaeriales; Sporocadaceae.
CUUGCACAUUUAUCUGGUCAAAGUUCCCCUCGUCUUGUUUACAUCACCAAAUCCCCAUCUCAAAUCAGCUAUCGCACACAAUGGCUGCCCAACAAUCCGUUGCGACCUUCAAGCUGGUGCUUGUCGGUGAUGGCGGUACUGGAAAGGUAAGCAUGCCAUUUCCCAUGUCCUCCUCUGCCUCGCCGCCAUGUCGCGAUGCAGCUUCAGGCGAAGCCAGCGUGCGACGCUCUCGACCAUUUGCCGUCAUUGCCACUAUGCAUACUCUGAUACUGAUAUGUACGCGAACCAUAGACCACCUUCGUCAAGCGUCACUUGACUGGUGAAUUCGAGAAGAAGUACAUGGCCACUCUCGGUGUCGAGGUCCACCCUCUUGGCUUCUCUACCAACGUCGGUCAGAUCACCUUCGACGUCUGGGAUACCGCCGGCCAGGAGAAGUUCGGUGGUCUCCGUGACGGUUACUACAUCAACGGCCAGUGCGGUAUCAUCAUGUUCGAUGUUACCUCCCGUAUCACCUACAAGAACGUCCCCAACUGGCACCGUGACUUGGUCCGUGUCUGCGAGAACAUCCCCAUUGUUCUCUGCGGUAACAAGGUUGAUGUCAAGGAGCGCAAGGUCAAGGCAAAGACCAUCACCUUCCACCGCAAGAAGAACCUUCAGUACUACGAUAUCUCCGCCAAGUCCAACUACAACUUUGAGAAGCCCUUCCUCUGGCUCGCCCGAAAGUUGGCUGGCAACGCCCAGCUGGAAUUCGUCGCUGCCCCCGCUCUUGCUCCUCCUACUGCCCAGGUCGAUGACAAGCUUCUUGAGCAGUACCGCAAGGAGAUGGAGGAGGCUACUGCCAUGCCUCUGCCUGACGAGGAGGAUGACGACUUGUAAAGAGCUAGUAUGAUUGGGAAAGAACAUGGGGCUACACUGGCGCAUCCGCGUCUAAAGUCCACAAAAUAGGUACAUCAUCCCUUUAGCAAUGGCUAUUCACGGACAUGGAAUGAUGCGCGGAGGAAAGGAUAAAUUCUUCAACGAGCGCGAUCGGUGCCUUGCGCUCAGGAUUUGUGGAGUGAACGGUCAUCCCCGUUCCAAGGCGGCUCCUUGACGACCUGCUGCGUUUUGCAGCUUUUAGAUAGCACCAUACGUAGACACGACGACCAAGAUCAAUAUGACUGAUCUGUACGACCAACACAAGCUGUUUCUUAAAACAAAA